Fusarium oxysporum Fo47 is the source of this 198-nucleotide messenger RNA. RefSeq lists its product as uncharacterized. The annotation marks the transcript as partial. The record is from RefSeq and is a predicted model, not a curated record. NCBI's taxonomy places the organism in Eukaryota, Fungi, Ascomycota, Sordariomycetes, Hypocreales, Nectriaceae. The transcript has a single exon.
AUUAUUCUGGAAAAGCUUAUACUAACACUAAUUAAAUCCGGACUUACUUUAAAAUGGUGGCCGUGCUUCCUUAAGGCAGUGAACCGCAUCCGAAAUCUCUGUCCUAGCAUUUGCACUACUCCUUACCAAGUUUGGUAUGGAGAUGUUCCUGACCCCAGCCAUCUGCGAGUUCUUGGCUCACGAGGAUGGGCUCUGCUU